CACGCCGAAGCUGCGCCGACGGGAAAAGCAGGUAAUCCAAGACUCCUACGCAUGUCGCCGACGGCAGACGAUGCCCUCGACGGUGGCGACGAGAAAUCAAUCUUCCGGUGCCUCGACGCGGCGCGCUACGUGGUGGCCGCGGCGGUGACCGUGCUCAUCGUGACGGUCAUCGUGUACGCCAUCACCGUGGUGCUCCGCCCAGCGGAGCUCUAUCUCGGGGUCGUCGGAGGCUCCGUCUCCGUCUCCGUCUCGGUUGUGGGAGGCUCCGUCUCCGUCUCCGUCUCGGUUGUGGGAGGCGACAAGCCUUUCAGAGCCGUGGUCAACGGCGACAACCUCACCUUCUCGCUGACCGUCCGGGCCAUCAACCCCAGCGGCCGCGUCACCAUCUACUACACCGGCAUCGUCGCCAAGCUCAAGAGCAACAUGUCGUCGGACUCUUUCCUCACCCUGAAUUUGCCCCGCGUGGCCUUGGGGCCGCAGUCGAGUGUGGACAUCACCGUUGCGAUUAGUACGUUCAUGAUUGUUCCUGAGCAAGGGUACUAUUUCAAGCUGUUGGCCAACGGCAGCAGCCUCGACGACGCCAUGAUUGUGCUCACCGGCACCCGCACCGUCGAGAUUUACUCCAGCAAGUACAAGCCCAAGGAGACUGUCGUCUACUACUGCUCGCCCAUCGCCAUCGGCGACGGUGAGGACAAGGACGGCGACAGUACGGCUGCAGUCGACGUGCGGUGCACCGAUCAGAAUCAGCCGGCCAGCAUCUAGCUAGGCGACGUGAAAGGUCGACGGGUGCGCGCGUGUGUGUCCAAUGAUUGUUAAUACUUCCCGUUUGUUUUCUUGAUUCGCCUAAUUGACUGUA
Triticum dicoccoides is the source of this 856-nucleotide messenger RNA. RefSeq lists its product as uncharacterized. The transcript has a single exon. Lineage: Eukaryota; Viridiplantae; Streptophyta; Magnoliopsida; Poales; Poaceae. The record is from RefSeq and is a predicted model, not a curated record. Bases 52 to 762 code for a protein of 236 amino acids.